Molecule: messenger RNA, 1157 nt
Organism: Eufriesea mexicana
Lineage: Eukaryota; Metazoa; Arthropoda; Insecta; Hymenoptera; Apidae
Product: phospholipid phosphatase 1
Exons: 6
Coding region: 120-1157 (345 amino acids)
Biological process (GO): phospholipid dephosphorylation; signal transduction; phospholipid metabolic process
Cellular component (GO): plasma membrane
Molecular function (GO): phosphatidate phosphatase activity
Source: RefSeq, a predicted model, not a curated record
UUGCGUAUUGUGAUUAAUGUCAAUAUGUAUUACAAAUGUCUAGUUAAUUUAUAAUGUUUUGUAAAUGAUAAUUGUUUAAAUUUUUCAUCACUUGAAGAACCUAUUUCUACACGUGGACAAUGCAGAGGUCGACGGAACAAUUAACUCACUGCAGUACGGUGACAUUAGAAGAAAGCCUGGAUAAUACGGACGGAAUAACAACGCGAACCGUCUCUGAGAAGAUCAUGAGUAUCUGUAAAAAUACCAUACGAUGGGUGCUCCUUCUGGAUGUGUUACUCGCCUUAUCAGUUAUUGUACUCCUAACAAUAUUGGAAUUUGGGUCAGUUCCACAACAUCGCAUUGGCUUUUACUGCAAUGAUCCAAAAAUUUCUUUCAAGUUCAUGGGAGACACAAUUUCGAUCACAUUACUGAUCGUGGGAUGUCUUCUGCUACCAAUUUUAGUGAUGUGGCUGUCCGAAUUCGCAUGUUAUUCUGCAGAUAGCUACAAUAGAGAAUUAGGAUGUGCUGGUUCGAGAGCAAAGCAAAUAUGGUCAUGGUAUGGCCACUAUUCCAUCGGAAUAAUUGCCUUAACCUUUAUAUGCAAUGUUAUGAAAACUCUGAUCGGCGAACCAAGACCACAUUUUCUGGAUACAUGUAAACCAAAAGAGGCUAUAAACUGUACAGAUGGAUAUGUGGGAACAUAUACAUGUACAAAUACAAAUGAUUCAGAAUGGUUUAUUUCAGAUUCAAGUAAAUCAUUCCCAUCGGGUCAUUCUGCCCUUUCCAUGUUUACAACUACUUUCAUUGUAUGGUAUUUACAAUGCCGUUUGCCGAAUCGGACAUUUUUCCUAAAACCGUGGUUACAAUGUAUGAUAUGCUUGUGGGCUGUGAUAUGUUCAUUAACCAGAAUCGGUGACAAUAGACAUCACUGGUGGGAUGUACUUGCAGGCAACAUUUUGGGUUUGGCUUUUAGCGUAUUAACUGUUAUAAUGUCAUGCCGUAAGUUUCAUUUAAAUCAAAAUGUCUCGCAAAUCUACAAUGAAUCGAUAGAAAAUGAACAAAUUAAUUAUAACAAUAAAAGAAAACAAAGUGUCAAGAAAUUUCUGCAUGAAACACCAGUCGAUGUUUCGGAAAGUCGUGAAUUAAAGAAUGUUAAAUCAUCAACCUGGAAAGAAUGA